Messenger RNA from Symsagittifera roscoffensis, 1492 nucleotides. RefSeq lists its product as uncharacterized. Bases 59 to 1492 code for a protein of 477 amino acids. The transcript is spliced from 2 exons. The record is from RefSeq and is a predicted model, not a curated record. Lineage: Eukaryota; Metazoa; Xenacoelomorpha; Acoela; Convolutidae.
UGGAACAUCAAUUCUUAUGUCUUCCUAUCAUUUGAACAUUUAUCGAAAAUAGACAAUAAUGGCAGAAUUUAGACCACGACCAAACAUUACUUUGAAGGAAAUAACAGAAAAUAUUCAUGGGCCUUUGACAAAUUAUAGCGAAGUUACAAAUUACGACAGAAACUCAAGUUCCCUGUCUACUCUUUUGAAUGAAACCAGAUACCAGGAGUCAGUUCCGCCGGAACCAUUCUUCUCUGGCAAAUCCCGAUCGACAUUUGCCAGACAUCUCAUUCCAGCCAAACUGGUUCAACCUUUUGCUGCAAAUUAUAUCAAAGUUCGCUUUCACCGAAGCAAUUCCAGAAUAGACGAGAAAAUGUGCAAAAAGAACCUUGAAGGUUUAAUUGCCGAUGAAAGUCAGUUAAGCACUAUAUGCAAAGCGCUUCUCCUUCACGCAACGGUAGAAAAAGAUGCUAAAGAAAUUCGAAAUUUGGGAAUUGCGACUAUUGAAACUUAUGACAAGUCGCAAACAAAGUACAUGUUGUUUCAAGCUGUUCUAAACCACAUUACAAAGCCAACUUAUACAAUAGAAGAAAUUAAAAAAUACGGACGUGAAAUAAUAAAAACUCAAAAAACUGUCCGAAUGCACUAUUUUCAUCCUUCCAAUUUGGGAUACUCUAAUUGGGGAGAUGUUCUAGGCCCCGAAGAAGUUCUGAAACUCAGUGGAAUUAACGUGGUUCCUGCAAGCAGCGUUUCUUCAAAUUCGGUUACCUUUUAUGGCAUUGGAAGUAUUUUGGGGCCAGUUUUAGGCGACAAAAAUUCUUGGUAUGUAUGGGGCAGUGGUUUAAUCAUGAAACCCUCAAAGUCUUUAAGUUCAACUUUGAAAUCAGGGCAAAAAUUAUUCAGUGUUCGAGGACCUGAAUCUCAGAUUGCCGUUCUUGCUAUGCGCGGUGUUUUGCCUUUUGUUGCGAAAGAUCCCGGACUGCUAACGUCGAAGUUAUUUCCUCUUAAAAAAUCUCCAAAAUAUCCUAUGUGUAUAAUUCCUCAUUACGUCGACAGCCUUGCUGUUAAAUCUGCUAUUGCGAGUCGUCGAAACUCGAUCAAAAUUGUUCCGAUCACUAUACCUCUCAACUUCAAAGACCACGUGAUUGAUGUUCCAAAAAACGUGAUCGAAUGUGAAAAAGUCGUUUCUUCAAGCCUGCAUGGAUUAAUUGUGUCUCACUCCUACGGAAUUCCGGCAGCUGUGAUAACUUUGUCGACCAAAAUUGCAGGUGGAAAUUACAAAUACCGAGAUUAUUACGAGUCUUUGGGACUAUUUAUGAACAGAGAUGUUAUUCGCCAUGAAAUUAGGAAUAAAGACUUACUGAAUAAUUUGACCUAUUUAUCUGAUUUGGUAGGUAGUACACCUCAACCUAAACAACCCAUAUCCAUGAAGUCUAUUUUAGAUACAUAUCCAUUUCCUAUGACAGAGAAAAACUCGGCGUUAUUUGGUGACGAAAUGAAUCUUGUAAACUAA